AAAGUGCUCCCAAACUGAUACUCACAGAGAUUACACGCAUCUAAAUAGCGCCCAAACCAUUCACCUCCGCAUAGAACCCCAUGCACAAUACGGUACAAUGUCCUGCAUCAACUGUCCAUCCAAUUAUCGUGUAGUUAUGGAGACCAAUGGGCCGACUAUUACCGAGCAGCCACCACCAGCAGCGGUGCAGCCAUUACCUCCCGUACAAUGUUCAUGUCAGCGUAUUUUUCAACAGCAACAACAGCAUCCCCACCAUCCACUGCAACAGCAACAGCAACAGCAACAGCAACAGCAACAGCAACAGCAACAGCAACAACAUCAACAGCGGAAGCCGCAACCACAAACAAGACAGCAGCAAUCGCUGCUAUACCAGCAACAACAACAACAACAACAACAACGCCCAGAACAGCCUUUAGAACAGUUGGUAACAUGCUUCCAUCACCAGCCAGCAGAGCAGUCGUCAGCCAAUAGCAGAUCCAGCCCACAAGACUCUCAAAAUUCCCAAGCUUCCACUGCCACCUCAGCUGGAGCAUUUUGUAAAAGUUACUACCCACGAUCUACAUCUGAAUCCGGUGGCCAGUUAAGCUGUAGGUGUCCAUUCGAAAUCUCCAUAUCAUCGGCGCAUCCCCCGGCUAGACCGUCCUAUGCAAUACGUCUGCCUAGUGGCAUGGCGCCUGCGGGUAGUCCCGGCAGAAAUUCGACAAGUGAUGACGAGUUCUAUUCUCUUAGUUCAGCGUCAUCUGAACGGGAUGAUUGCAUGCCACCGUCGGCAGGCAAAGGGAAUGGACAGAAUAAAAAAGAAAUAACCACAAAGAGAGAAUUUAUGGACUGCGAAUUCACUUCGCCCGGGAAAGAGAAAAAGCCAAAGUCGAAUAAAAACCCGCCACGAAAUGUGGCUAUACUUCAAUUACUACGCGAAGUAGUUCAAUUAAUCAAUCAGUCGGACGAGAAUGGCAGAGCACAUGGUUGCGAUGUGGCACCGACAAAAAUGCAUAGUAUCGGUGCGCUUGGCUCGGAGCAGCCAGUGGCGGAUAAUGGCCCUUUCAGUUCCGGCUUCAAAAUAACAUUCACGCCGAGUCGCAAAGCCACCAGUCCUAAUGCAUCAUGCGCACCUUCGGAAAUGUCCGAGCCGCAGCCUCUAGGUCAGCCCAUAAACAUACCACUGCAGUUGCCAUGCAAUCUUAUCAUCACCCCAAACUUGCUGACGUGCGCGCCUUGCCCGCAUGUCCCCGCUUGUGCGACCAAAACGCCACAGCAGAUGCAGAUUGCGCCGACACGAGAAGUGGGCACAAAGUGCUCAACGAAACAGCAAAUUCGGGAAGCAACCGCUGAGGAUUUUUGCAGCUUGAAGGGAUUGCCUAGCAGCUGUAUUGGAGAUCUCGAAUUGAUCGAGGAGAUAGCAGCGCUGGCGUUGACAGCCGAACCUAAACAAUGCACAGAAUCAUCUAGAUCAGAAUCCAAUGACGUGGCAUCUAGAAAGGUUUCUCCCGAAGAAUGCAUCUGCAAUCAGCCUUACAUUUGUCCGGUGCAUGGCUUUUACAUGCCAGUGGUCGCACAAGGCGAAACUUCAGUGACAUGUGACUGUUCGCAGCCCAUCGACGAGGAAGAAGAAUGCAAUGGCAUGUAUGGAGAGAACACCGACAUCGUAACGGAACCGAGCCAAUCGCAAACACAUGUCUCGUCAGCUCAAUCGGCAACAACCAAUGCAACGAAGAAGAGUGAUGGUAGAGAAUGCAGCUGCUGCCAUUGCCAGGCAAUGCGUGACAAACAAAAUUGCCUGACCAUUGCGACAACGGAUCAGGCGCAGGACCAGUACAAUUGCAGAGAAUUGAAAUUCUUUAUCGAUUCUAUAAUAAUGGACCUGGAUGCGAUGGAUAAGGCGCGGCGUAAAAAACAAAUCGAACAGAACACCACGCCAACGCGCGCCUCGGUCUGUUCACGUCAAAGCUUCCCCGUUACCAUCACAGAGGUUAGCGAACUGGGAGCCUCAUCACUAUAUGUAAAGUGGGUUAUCCACGACUGCUGCGGCAUUGGUGGCUACGAGAUCUACGUGGAUGGCUAUUUGACGAAUCGUUAUUUCAACUGCAAUCAUGAGGCGGCUGUAGUGUGCGAUGUGGAUGUGACAAGGUCACAUAAAGUCGUAUUGGUUGCGCAAACGAAACAAACCGACUGCAGUUGCGGCGACAGCAUGGAAAACAAGGGCAAGGAGCUAAUGCGUAAAAGCGAUGCUGACAAAAUGGAUAGAUCGACUGCUGCGCCACCUUGGUCGCUGUGGACUCCCAGCAUUUAUUUGUAUGAUCCAUGCGACAGAAAGGAUGGACCAUCCAUCCAUUGUGGAACAGUAUGACUCCGUAGUGAGACCAAACCGCCUGCUGCUCCCCCAUUGAUUUUGGCUGUCCGUGUGUGGGCGCACUUUUUUUUAAUACAAACUUACUUACAUACAUAUGUACAGACUUUGCUGAAUGUGGGCUGUGUGGAACUAUCACAAUGGCGUUUGGCAAGGAUGCAACAUUAUAUUACCAGAAAAUGGGUUAUCUCACGCUUGACUAAAAUACUAAAGAAAACAAAAAGAAAAACACAUAAAAUCUUGGGGAAGAACUUAAAAAUUAAGCUUUCAGUUAGAUUUUAACGAAAGCAAAAAUUAACAUAAAAUGCUAGUCAGUGAAAAUUAAAAGUUAAAUCUAAAAUAUCAUAAAUCCACCAUUGGGCCAAAAUUAAUUUUUGCUAUGAAAAUUACCGAUGAGAAGAGAGGAUGUAUGCAAAAAAAAAACACAAAAAAAUUAACAGAAACCUCAAUGAGCAAGGCAAUGGACCAAAGGAGUUCGAAUAUGAGUACUUGUUCGUUUUAAAAAUUACCAACAACAAAAAUAUUACAAAAUAUCUAAAAUCCAACAAAAAAAAAACUUGUGCAGUUGAACUGUAUGUAAAAAUUAGAGUUUUCACGUUGUUCAAAUUUGUUAUUGGAUACAUACCGUAACCUGGAAGGGUUUCUAUUGAAGAACCGCUUGAAAUCACCACUGUCCGUAACUGUUAAAAUACUUGGGACGCUUGUUUUCAAUAACAAAUUUGAAGCAACCGAAUGAAGUUGAAAUAGUUUUACGAACUAGCCGAUAGUCCUUUGAUUAUCCGAUUUGUAAAAAAAACAGCAGCAUUGCUUGCAUUGUUGAUACAUAUUGCAUUUGGCUGGCAUAUUCUCUGCUUAUAUGGGUAUAUGUACAUAUAUGUGUACAUACAUAUGUGUGUACAAAUAUGGCAAAUUAAAAAUAAAUAUGCAACAGCAGAUGAGCGUCCGAAAAUGUGUAGUGUAUGUGUACGUUUUAAUAAAUAAAAUUUUAAUGUUAAUUGAAAGUAAAAAAAGUGCCUUAAAAAUUAAUUUAAACACAUUUGUAGAAAGGAAAAUAAUUAAGCAAAAUAAUAUGCAAUGACGCCAGGAGCAAUGAGCAAUUAGUUUAGUACAUACAUACAUAUAUUUCAUUUACUUUUAAUUUAUACAUAUUUUUUAUUUAAGGUAAAUUGCAUUCACACAUCAACCCACAAAUCGAAUAUCACAAAUCUUAAUUUGACUUAUUGAGUUUUAAUGCGAAUAACUGUAGAUUUUUUUUAUUUAUAAAUCUGUGUAUAUUUAAGUUUUUUACAUUAUUUUAUUUUGUAUAAUUCAUUUUGUAAUCACUCGCUACAUGGAUAGUUACAGGGCUACAGGGUGACCAUUUUUUACCCUUAUCAAAUAAUGCGCUCCGUCCUCGCUCGCUCGCUCUCUCUUCUGUUGUAAAUAAAAUACUCUUUCAAACGCCUUUUCAUGUGGGCUCGAAAAACUUCAUAUGUAUAUCUAAAGAUGCUUUUAUCAAAAACUCGUUGUGCUA
Molecule: messenger RNA, 3860 nt
Organism: Rhagoletis pomonella (apple maggot)
Lineage: Eukaryota; Metazoa; Arthropoda; Insecta; Diptera; Tephritidae
Exons: 4
Coding region: 98-2347 (749 amino acids)
Source: RefSeq, a predicted model, not a curated record